Molecule: messenger RNA, 945 nt
Organism: Lentinula edodes (shiitake mushroom)
Lineage: Eukaryota; Fungi; Basidiomycota; Agaricomycetes; Agaricales; Omphalotaceae
Exons: 3
Source: RefSeq, a predicted model, not a curated record
UACCCUCCGAAAGGCUCUUGGAUUGUUGAUCAUGAUUCCAUAUGGGAUUUGUGGUACAAUCACCUGCAGUAUGGCAAACAACCGGAUGCGCGCAUUGCUCGGAGACCAAUGAUGCACAUUGAUUCAACUGCUCUUCAGUUCGACUUGGGUCCAGAAGAAAGUGGGCGAUUCAAUGAACCCGACGGUACUCCUGUGAUGAUGGCCAUGCACAAUUUCUGCUCCUUUGUCGAAAUCGUUUCUUGGGUCAAUGACAUUGUUCUGUGCAAUGUCGCCUGCCAGCGCAACGUUAGGGUAUGCGCCCUUCAUUCCAAACCCACCUCUUCUAUUCCUAAAGAGGAUGCUGGCUGUAUUGUCAUAUGCGGAUGGUCUGCUGGUUCAAGAUCUAAGCCUGCUUUUGAUUUCGUUCGCAACUUUCUGACUUCCAAAUCUGAUGCUGAAAAGUGUUCUCUUCGAUACGAGGCUGCUUCUGCAUUUGCCCCUUUCUGGAACAUGGUAUGCGCCUUGGGUCCCGAUGAGGUCCUCUCUGAUAUUGAAUAUUUCUUAUCCACUACGAAAAUCUAUGGUAUGGACGCCAAUCUCCAUGCUGGCGGUCCCAAAAAUGUCUAUACCGUUCCAAUCAACGGGAUUCCUAUUACCUUCCGCAAUGCCCGGAUGGCUCCUCCUUCUGGUGUUUUUGCUUGUAAUUAUGCUCGGUCUGUUCACAAUGAAGUUCAGCCCCAUAAAUGGUCCAUUGCCUGGACCACUUUUCGUGCUUCCAUCAACAAGGAACUAGGUGGCCAUUUCUAUAAUUCUGACUAUGGUAUUUGCAUCCGCUCCGCGAGCAAUACUGCAGUCUUUUGGCAACCUGAACAUUUUCAUGGUACCAGUCUGCAGGACAUUCCUCCUUCGGAAAAGGGUGGACCUGUCAUUCAAUCUGGUCUAUCCAUCGUUACUUCAUCCCGUCUU